This is a messenger RNA of Paracoccidioides brasiliensis Pb18, 978 nucleotides long. RefSeq lists its product as uncharacterized. Gene Ontology annotation, molecular function: zinc ion binding. Gene Ontology annotation, cellular component: cytoplasm. Bases 1 to 978 code for a protein of 325 amino acids. The record is from RefSeq and is a predicted model, not a curated record. The transcript has a single exon.
AUGGGCCCCAUAUCAUUCUCUGCAGGCGCUCCGGCCCAAAAGCUAGACGAGUCAUCAUUCACACAGAUGGACCCCGAGCACGAUCUCGAAUCCAUCGGCAAACACUGCCAAUUCGACUACUGCCAUCAACUUGACUUCCUCCCUUUUCGCUGUGAAUCUUGCAAGGGAACAUUCUGUCUCGACCACAGGACGGAAACUGCACAUAAAUGUACACACGCCGGCGAAUGGGCCGCUGCUCGACGAAAACACUCCAUCGGAGCCAGCAAUACCAGCAGCCUUAUCUCGUCCCUACCCCCAACUAAACCCACCGUUUACAACUCCUCACAAUGCUCUCACCCGUCGUGCAAAACCCUCAUCCACACUUUGCAGAGCACCGGCGUCCACUGCAAUGAGUGCAACCGCCAAUACUGUCUCAAGCAUCGUCUGCGCGAGGACCAUGACUGCUCGAAAUUUAUACCGAUAGGCGCAAGGCUUGCAGGACAAGGCCCGUCGCAGGCUGACAAGGCACGCGUGGCUUUUUCCCGUCUGCGGACAUGGGGGAAGGAGAAGUCUUCGAACGUCGUGGCAAACUUAACCCCGAAGCCGAAGCCAAACAGCGCUGCUGCGCGCAUGGCAAGGCUGGCAGAUCUGAAGAAGAAGGCAAAGGGUGACCCCAACUUGCCACUUCAGAAGCGGUUAUAUCUACACGUUGAGGCGUCCGUGGAUACCACAACAGCCAAGUUCCCGACGGGCGACUUCUACUUCGACUCCGCUUGGAGUGUGGGGAAAGUUCUGGACGAUGCGGCGCGGAGGUUGCAAGUGCAGAAUGUGAAUAAUCGGGCUGAGGGCGAGGCGGAGAGGUUGCGUAUCUUCCAUGUUGAAGGGGGGAAGCUCCUGGAUUUUUCUGAGAAGAUUGGCUUUGCGGGUGGUAUUUCACAGGGAGAUACGAUAGUAUUGCUCCGUGGUGUGGGUCCCCCACCUGAUCUUGUAGGUCGAUGA